CAUGCACACUUUGACAUGUGCGCAACGUCCCGUGAGACAACGGGACACGCGCACGGCCUUGGAGAACAGUAUUACAAGGAUGCCAUGGAGCAGUGCCACAAUUAUAAUGCUCGCCUGUGCGCUGAGCGCAGUGUCCGAAUGCCUUUCUUAGACUCUCAAACAGGGGUGGCUCAAAGCAAUUGCUACAUUUGGAUGGAGAAGAGACAUCGUGGGCCAGGUUCUGCACCAGGGCAACUUUAUACAUAUCCAUCUCGACGCUGGCGCAAAAAGAGAAGGGCACAUCCCCCUGAAGAUCCCAGGCUCUCUUUCCCAUCUCUCAAACCAGACCCCGAACAGAUGUUAAAGAAAGAGGGCUUAAUACCACCAGAUGGCAGUAGCCUUGAAGCUCUUCUGCGUUCAGACCCCAUUGAGAAGAGAAUUAUGCCAGACCCCCGGGAUGAUGACAGCCUUACGGAGUUCCCUCCUCUUUCCAGAAGCGCACGGAAGGUACAGGCCUACGGCGAGCGGCAGCGCUACGUAGCAAAAGGGAUAAUCACGCGUAUCUUGGAGCCUGAUGAUUUCUUAGAUGACUUGGAUGAUGAGGAUUAUGAAGAGGACACGCCAAAAAGACGUGGAAAAGGCAAAGCCAAGGGCAAAGGUAUAGGUGGUGCAAGAAAAAAGUUGGAUGCAGCUGCCCUGGAUGAAAGGGAUAAACCAUACGCUUGUGACAACAGUUACAAACUAAAGCAAACUUCGAAAUUCUCCGAAAGAGUCUGUGGAAAACGCUAUAAAAACAGGCCUGGUUUGAGCUAUCAUUAUGCCCACUCACACCUUGUGGAUGAAGAAGGUGCCGGGGCAGAAGAUAAGGAGGAUUCUCAGCCUCCCACUCCUAUCAUGCAGAGACCAGAGGAACAAAAAUCCAAAAAGGGCCCAGAUGGUCUUGCACUGCCAAACAAUUAUUGUGACUUCUGCCUUGGAGACUCUAAGAUUAACAAGAAAACAAACCAGGCUGAGGAGCUUGUGUCCUGCUCAGACUGCGGCCGCUCUGGGCACCCUUCCUGUUUGCAGUUCACACCCGUAAUGAUGGCGGCAGUUAAGACUUAUCGCUGGCAGUGCAUAGAGUGCAAAUGUUGUAAUAUCUGCGGAACCUCUGAGAAUGACGAUCAGUUGCUGUUCUGUGACGACUGUGACCGUGGUUAUCAUAUGUACUGCCUUUCGCCGCCUAUGGCUGAACCACCUGAAGGAAGUUGGAGUUGUCACCUCUGUCUGGAUCUUCUAAAGGACAAAGCAUCAAUUUACCAGAACCAGUCCUGACAGGUGCCGUUAAAGGCAAACAGGCUGAGGGAAAGAGGAGGACAGUCUCGGCCCCUCGGUCCCAGGUUCUGAGAAGGAUGUAAUGGCGCAGUCCCAUGCUUACCUCUCCAGAGAUGAAGUGUGUGUAUUGGUUUGUAUGUGUGCCUAUGAGCAUGCACAAAUAUUUAUGCACACUUUAGUUCUGUUCUCCUUUUAUUUUUUAAUACCUACAGUAGCCUUGUAUCAUAGAGGAAGAUUGUCACAAACUAGUAAUGUAGUCACCACUGUGCAAAGUAUGGUGGAUUGAACAUUGUUUUGUGGCUGAGUGCUGUUUGAUUCCUUGUGUAGACUCAACAUGGUGCCAAACAGGUACCAUCAUCUUUCUGGAGUAGGCAGAGAUGAUAUUUCUCCUGCUGUUAUCUGCAGUAGUAAUACUGAUUCAGCCAGUGCUCCCUAAUAAUUUGUCCCCACACACUUCCAAUAUUCCUUCAUCAUUCCCUCUAGGGCAGGGAUUGGCAGCUUUGUGUUACUUACUGUAAGCUGUAAGUCUGCCCUAGCUGACAUUCAGCAGCCUGUCUAUCCCUGCACUAGUUGGCCAGAAUAACUAGAGAUUAACACACUGUCAGUUUUCCAGUGUUUCUAUAUUUUAAUAACUUGCUGUAAAAACAGUGGCUUUAGAGAAAUAUAAAAGUGUACUUUAUCUUAGUUAGAACUCUCCUGAUUGGCAGUGUAACGAUAUGUUGCUUUGCUACUGCAGAGGCUUUGGUAGGGCACUUUGCUAUUUUGUGGUUAUUAGCAUUAUGUCUUUAAGAGAACGUAAAGGUGUUUCAUGCUGUAGAAAAGAUACUUCAGUCUCUGGACCUAACACUGCUGCUAUUUUAUGAGACUGAGGUGGCAUUGUAUAAUAAAGACAACUGCUCUUUGAAAUCAGCCUAAUCCUGCUUGUCAAAUACACUGCCAAAAGCAAUGUCAUUGGAGGUGACAUCUUGACACCAGAGACAUGCGAACACCUGAUUGAGAGUGCAUGCAUAAAGGCCAGACAGUCCUGCACCAGAGAACAGAUAUAGCAGGUUUAUUUUUAUUAACAUAUAGCCCUGUUAAACAUCUUUAAACCCACAAAAUGAUUAUGUUUCAGGGACAAGGUUUAGAUCUUAAUCAAAGUAACUUGUGUUUAUUAAGAAAUAACUGUGGUGCCCCAUAGUCCUAUAUUUUGUUUCCCCUUGGCCCCCAGUUAGAAAUCUCAAAAUGAAAAUUUAAUCAUAGCAGAUUUAUCCAUAUUACUUAAUAUGGGAAGGAAGUGGGCCUCAGAGAAUGCGCUCAAAAUCUCUGGAUUUAAGGCAUUGCUCAGGAACUUAUUUGUAGAAGUCAGGAAUAUGAGCAAAUCUAUUUUAAAUCUUUUAAUACUUAACAAAACAUGUUAUGCUUGCUUAGAACAGGGAGCACUCUACAAUUUCAAAAUGUAACUGUUUAGAUGCCUGUGGGGACAUGGACCCCUAAGAUCCCAAUCUCAAAAGGACCCUUCCGUUCUGGGCAUUGUGGAUUCAUAACGGUUUCAAAAAUCCAUGAUAUAACUCCUACCUCCUGACACUGUUGGCCAAAAGCCUCCAGGAUACAGUUGUUUGUGCCAAGAGGCAUGAAAUAGUUGAAGAUGCAAUCCAAUGCAACCAAAAAUGUAAAUGUAAACAAUGCCUUAAGGUAAAAUGAACACCUAACCAUUACUGGACUGUUACAUAUCGUACCCCUAGAACAGCAUCUGUAAAAACUGACUCUCUUGCUUGUCAAUUCCUGAUGCCUUAGGCAAACUAUUCAAACUAUUGCUUCACCACAGAGAAUUUUUACAGAUACUAUAUGGGCGUAUAGGAUAAAUAUGUUUACCUCGUUAUUUUUUAGUUGUCCUUGGAUCAGAGCAUGCUUAGCACUGAGUGCUCUUGUAUAUAAAAUGAAUAGUGUAUCUAUGUGUCUGAUUACCACAAAGUACCUUUCCUUGCCAGAGUGUUAGAGACUAUUUUAUUAACAUGCUGUUAAAUUCACCACUUCUCUCGCUUUACCUCACUUAUUGGGCUACCCGCCCAUGACUUGCGGGCAAAUGAUGGUUCUGUGAUGUUAUGCACAGCUCCUUCGGACAGUGAUAAGGCGGCAAUGUCACCAGCACUUAACCAAUGAUAGAAUCUUAGGCAGAAAGCAGAGUCAUGCCCAGUAGGCAUAUUGGGCUCUUAGUAUAAAAUGAGUCUGUAAAUCUAUUCCAUAUAAAGCAUAUGCUGGUAUUGACAUUAUCUAAGCCUCCGUAUCCCUACAGUCUAAUAUGUGCCUAUUUUACACAGUACAGGUACAACCAUUCUGUAAAGAAAAAUCAUUUUCUAUGAGCUAAUGGUUUUAAAUGUUAGAAAUAAAGGGGUUUACUUAAAGCAGAAUUUUUUUUUAUCAGUCUUAUUUUCUUGCAAUACACCAGGAAGUUUGUAGCAACAAUCAACACCUUGUGUUCCAUACCCCUUAGGCUAAUGGCACAAUAAUGCAUUUUGCCCUCCAGUGGAGAACAAGCCAGUUCAGCCAAUGUCUGGCCCAUUCAUGCAGUAAGUGCCACGAACGGCAUCCGCCUUUCAUUGUAUAAUAAGCCAAAAAUUUGAUCAGAAAGUGCUUGUGUUUUUUGGCUGAAAUCCACCGUAUGUGUGCAGUUACAGAAGGAUGCCAUUCAUGUCAGAUACUGCAAACGCACCAGCAAUGGCCCAUAUGAGUUUUUUCUGCUUAUGGAGAAAAUGCAUUGUGUGCCAUUAGUAUACCAUAUUAUAGAAUUCAAACACAGCGGUUCUAACCAGCAAAAGACUCAAGAUGCAGCACCACAGUUCAGUGAAAUCUGGUGCAAAAAAUAUUGUUACACCAGCCUUGUUAAGUGAUUGUGUAAUUUCUUCCCUUACGCUGCUGUAAGUAAACUUGAACCCUAGAGGGCGCUAGUUCCUUAAUUAUGUGCUCUGAACCCGCGUUUGCUCUGGAAGACUAAAGCUGGCCAUACACGUGUAGAUUUUUUGAAGAUGUUUUCAUUAUAGUACAACCAAGCUUAUCUUAAAAGUGCGACUUGUCUGUCAAUGAAAACGACCAUUUCAAGCAAUAUUGUCUAGUUGAAGCUAGGAAAUCUACCUGCUUGGUCCUGCAAACAAUUGGACCGUGGAUUCAUUUCAUUGAUCAUGACUAACAUUUUUAAACCUGCCAAUGAAAAAUUGAUAGACGUACGAUCGCCGGUGCCCCCUAACCGUAUGAUAAUUUGACGGAUUUGUUGGAUCGCACUGAAAUUGGUCGAUAAGGAGAUAAAAAUAGUUACGUGUAUGGCCAGUUUUAAGAAAUAAUUAAAAAGAAAAAAAAAUGUUACGCCUAUGCAAAUAUCUGUCCUUUGACUAUGGAACCUCUCCCCCCCCCCCCCCCCCAGCAAAACAAAAGGAGAAGACAAAUACAAAAUAGAUUGAAUUAAAAAGGGGGGACUACUUAUUUAACAUCUGUAACCUUUAUAGCAGUUCUCCCUGUCUUGCUUUGGCCUGGCUAUAAAUCCAAACCUUUGACAGGUUAAAAUGUAUAAGUGUUUUUUAUUUGAUCUGGUGUGUUUGGUUGUACACACUUAAACCAAUAGUAAUUAGAAUUUUAAUUUCCUGUCAGCGGUAAGGUCAUUUGAUUUUUUUAGUUUUAUAAUAUAGUAAACCCCAUGCACAGUCAAUCGAUACAGAAAAUUUUAGAUUUAAAGGUACGGAUAUUUUCUUUAUCAGAGAGGCUUAUUUUUAACUCUAGUUGUAAAGCAAUGAUGGCUUACAGAGCUUUCCACUGUUUCUGACCUCCAACACUGAUAUUGCCUUUAUGCAUCUUUCGGGCUAGUUAUAUUUAUUGUCGGUAGAAUGUAUACUUUAAUGUCAGAUGGAUGCUGACCAUAUACUCCUCUUAUACUGCAUUGGCAUGCUGUGUGUAGAUUAACCAGAAGAGGUGGUUUUAUCCGUGCUGUCAGGGAUCCUGCCAGGCCUUUAAAUGUAACAUAUCUAUUACAAGCUGCAAGAAUAUGAAAGUAUUUUGUACCGUUCAACAAAGUGAUAUAUAUAUAUAUAUAUAUACCUUCUUAACAAAUACAUCAGAGUAUGUGAAAUUGUGUUCAUAGGAAUAGUACAUUUGCUUCAUCAUGGUUCAGAAGAGCAUCAAGCUGCACCUGGAGCGCUAUUGUAUGGCAGGUUUAUAGCUGGUCUAGAAGUAAGCAACUGUUAAAGCAUAUGGAUUCAAGUAUCCUAAGUACUGUAAUGGCAUGACUUCCAGCUUGUAAAUAUUACCAAAUAUAUGUAAAGCGCCAACAUGUUUAGUUAUGCUGUGUAUUAAGAUGUAUUGAAUGUUACUGCAUAUGGGUUGUCCUUUAUCCUGUAAUAAAGGGCUUGUGAACUAUUUGUGGGAGGAAUAAACACCUUGGCACCCUUAUCUAGUAUGUGUUGGAAUUAGUAAUAACCGUUUGGGGCUCAUGUAUACUUACAGCAACUGAUUCCCUAUCUAAAGAAGUAGUGCUUAGCUUUAUCCUUCCUGUAGAGACAUUUAUUCUAUACAUUCUAUACACAGGCUAAUUCAGAUAUUCGCACAUGUUCCAUACCUUAACUAAAGCAGUGUGGCAGAUCCAACUUGUGCACUUGGCAUCCUAUUUAGGGGGAAAAGCUGACUCCUACCCAUCCAUAGGGCAUAUACAGUCAUUCUAUAGCAAAUCCACCCUCCCCAAAAAUACUGUUACAUAUUGUUAUUGCUGAAGCCCCAGACAAGUUGUUAAAUAAACCUUUGAAAUAAGUGAAAGUGAAAUUGAGGAGUGCUGUUCUAAGCAAUUAUGCAAUUUAUAUUAUUCUUUUCUAUUCAUUUCAAGAUAUUGAGAGAGAUAGGUACUGUUUAUAUGAAUGUAUUUUGUUGCAGCAUCGGCACUGCUGGUCAGUUUCCCACUUUAAUGUUAUUGAGGGAGGGCCGGUCUGAUGUUCUUCUGGUUAGAAAGAUGUAAAAUAAAGUUGUGAGCUUUUCCUAACCCGAAGGGCAUCAAACCUGCUUGUUUCUUUAUCCUGACGCCUUCCUUGACUACUUCAUGGUUGGAAUAAAAAAAAAUGUGAAUUACAAAAGUGCUUAGAAAAAAGUCUCUAAGUUUACAUCUACUUAUUUAAAAGGUUUACUGUAACAGCAGGUACAGCAGUCCUAUUAUAGUGACUACUUGGUUAAUGUUGGUUGAUUAUCAAUAUUCUGCCCUAGUAUUCUGCUUGGUGUUUUGUGCAAGGGACCAACAGCAUCCGAAGCGCUUGAUGUCUCAGUGGGGCAAAAAGGCCAAACCUCCUUUCAAUAUACUGUCUUGUAUGGGCACACAUGCUUUAGUUCCUUAGCCACACAUGUAUAUGGUGAUAUAAAAGAUACAGAAUGAGAAUAUUUAUCAUGGGAACUGCAGGGUAGCUUGGCUCCUUUUUUUUAUUCUGAGUACUGUAAUAAAACACUAUUAAACAAUAAAGGAUUUUUCACAUCA
Molecule: messenger RNA, 6772 nt
Organism: Xenopus tropicalis (tropical clawed frog)
Lineage: Eukaryota; Metazoa; Chordata; Amphibia; Anura; Pipidae
Gene: dpf2
Product: double PHD fingers 2
Exons: 12
Coding region: 16-1293 (425 amino acids)
Cellular component (GO): nucleus; cytoplasm
Source: RefSeq, a predicted model, not a curated record